Molecule: messenger RNA, 1021 nt
Organism: Priapulus caudatus
Lineage: Eukaryota; Metazoa; Priapulida; Priapulimorpha; Priapulimorphida; Priapulidae
Product: SPARC-related modular calcium-binding protein 1-like
Exons: 2
Coding region: 58-330 (90 amino acids)
Source: RefSeq, a predicted model, not a curated record
AUCAGAUUACCAUCCGUAAAACGACAAGGCAUACCCUUCGGCUUUGACUUUACACAAAUGUCAAAGUGCCAGAUGCACCGAGAGAUGGCACUGUCAGCACCUCCUGUCCUGAUGUUUGACAUCUGGAUCCCAAAGUGCAGCCUAUUUGAUGGUUCAUACGAGACAGAGCAGUGUACGAAUGAUGGUCGCUGUUUCUGCACCGAGCGAAAUGGCAAGACGAUUGCGGGCAGCGAGACCAAAGGAAGAAUGCCUCAGUGCAACAGCAUUCCCGAUGCAAGUCCUGGCGCCAAUGUCAUCCAGGACAACAACUGGAUCCCCAUCACGCACUGACUGUGACAAGCCAGCACGGCAGCGAGCGGGUGAAAUAGAUUGUCCAGCGGACUGCAGCACUGAUCAUCUAGAAAAGUUACGUGGACGCGGUGCUGCGUCAUCGUAUUUACGUGAAUCACGUUCACUGCUUAUUGCCUUCCCCCCACUUCCUCCUUCUUUCGCUACCACCCUCCAUCUCACACGCACGCGUGCUCUCUGUCUGUCCCUCAGCAACGUGCUAUAUUGAAGUAAAUAAAGGAAGAACUACACUGGCAUUGUGUGCUUACCCACUUUCGCAUUAUGAUAAAGACACGAACAAACGAAGCCAGGGGCCCGUUAUCAGAAACAAAAUUCGUCGUUUAAUAUGUCUAAUAUCGUCGUCUAUAUAUUCUAAUAUCGUCGUCUAAUAAUUCGUCGUCUAUUCGUCGUCAAUAGUCUUAACAUACGUUACGAUGUUUCUGACAACCUGCCCAGGAAUUGUGGCCAACGUUUACGCAAUGAAUCGUUGUUGCAACAUAGGAAUUCUGUCGCGUGAAUGUUAACUCAAGUAAUGAAAUGGUCAUUCACCAUGUGUGAAAUGCUGCUAAGGUACAACCAUAAUUAGUAAACGUGAGAUCUCCAACUUGCUGCUUCGGCAUUACUAUUGACAAUUCACACCCCAAUGUGGAUAUAUAUAUUUUUUAUAUUGUAAUAAUUAAUUUCGUACACUUUA